UGGGUCCUGCUUGUGACGCGAAGCCACUGCAGGAUUCUGACUGUGACGCCAGUGGUUGCUCCAGACUCUGCCUUGGCGGUGAUGGCAGCAGCCUCUGCCCCUUCGCUGGCGCUAUGUGGCCCCUGUUGGUGCUGCUGCUGUUGGGCUUGGCGAGCUGCGGUUCAGCUCAGCUAAUAUUUAAUAUAACCGACUCUGUAGAAUACACCAAAGAUAAUAAAACUAUUCUCAUCCCAUGCAUAGUCAAUAAUUUGGGGUCAAAGAGCCUUGAAGAAAUGUUUGUAAAGUGGAAAUUCGGAGAUAAACAAAUUUUCUACUAUGAUGGAUAUAAAGAUGAAUCCAAGUCCACCAGUGACUUUUCGAGUGCAUACAUCGUAUCAGACACACUGCUAUCAGGCAAUGCCUCAUUGAUUAUGGACAAGAGCGAUGCUGUCCCAGGAAACUACACUUGUGAAGUAACAGAAUUAACUAGAGAAGGCGAAACCAUCAUAGAACUAAAAUAUCGUAUUGUUAAAACUCAGCUAUUAUUUAAAACAAUCAAAUCUGUAGACUACACCAAUGACAAUAAAACUAUUCUCAUCCCAUGCUUAGUCACUAAUUCAGAGGCAAAGAGCCUGAAAGAAAUGUUGGUGAAGUGGAAAUUCAAAGACAAAUACAUUUUCACCUAUGAUGGAGAGAAAAAUGAAGCCCACCCCAACAGUGAAUUUUCGAGUUCAUACAUCGUACCAGACGCACUACUAACAGGCAAUGCCUCUUUGAUGAUGGACAAGAGCCAUGCUGUCCCAGGAAUUUACACUUGUGAAGUAUCAGAAUUAAGUAAAGAAGGCGAAACCACCAUAGAACUAAAAUAUCCUGUUGAUAAAACUCAGCUAUUAUUUACUACAAUUGAAUCUGUAGACUACACCAUUUGCAAUGAAACUCUUCUCACCAUCCCAUGCUUAGUCACUAAUGUGGAGGCAAAGAACCUUGGAGAAAUGUUUGUAAAGUGGAGAUUCAGAGAUAAACAAAUUUUCUUCUAUGAUGGAGAUAAAAAUGAAUCCAAUCCCACCAGUGACUUUUCGAGUGCAUACAUCAUACCAAACGCACUACUAACAGGCAAUGCCUCUUUGAUGAUGGACAAGAGGGAUGCUGUCCCAGGAAACUACACUUGUGAAGUAACAGAAUUAACUAGAGAAGGCGAAACCACCAUAGAACUAAAAUAUCGUAUUGCGUUUCCUGUUAUGAAAUGUCUAUUACCAGAUUGGGAAUGGGGUGUUUAUUCUGAUGGAAUACUUUGA
Myotis daubentonii (Daubenton's bat) is the source of this 1274-nucleotide messenger RNA. RefSeq lists its product as uncharacterized. The transcript is spliced from 5 exons. Gene Ontology annotation, molecular function: thrombospondin receptor activity. NCBI's taxonomy places the organism in Eukaryota, Metazoa, Chordata, Mammalia, Chiroptera, Vespertilionidae. The coding region runs from base 114 to 1274 and encodes 386 amino acids. The record is from RefSeq and is a predicted model, not a curated record. Gene Ontology annotation, cellular component: plasma membrane; extracellular exosome. Gene Ontology annotation, biological process: positive regulation of cell-cell adhesion; positive regulation of phagocytosis; positive regulation of inflammatory response.